This is a messenger RNA of Lodderomyces pseudojiufengensis, 1026 nucleotides long. RefSeq lists its product as uncharacterized. The record is from RefSeq and is a predicted model, not a curated record. Lineage: Eukaryota; Fungi; Ascomycota; Pichiomycetes; Serinales; Debaryomycetaceae. The transcript has a single exon. The coding region runs from base 1 to 1026 and encodes 341 amino acids.
AUGUCAUUUGAAACUGCUUCACCUGUCAUAGUAACGGUUGAAGAAUUGCAAAACGGAAUAGAUGAUGCCACAUUAUCACAAGCGUUUGGUCCAAAUUCACUAGGUAUUAUCUUAGUCAAAGGUUUACCUGAUCAUUUUCAAAGUUUAAGAGAAAAAGUAUUAAAAUCAGCAUCAAUUUUAUCAAAUUUACCAGAGGAACAAUUACGAGAUCUUGAAUGUGAAGAAUCCGUAUGGUUAAUUGGUUGGUCUUGUGGUAAAGAGAAAUUAGCAUCUACUGGUAAACCAGAUUAUAAUAAAGGUUCAUUUUAUGUGAAUUGUGCUUUUCAUAAUGAUGAUAGUUUGGAGGGUCCUUCUCAAGAUUUGGUUGAAAAAUUCCCGAAACAUAAAGCUUAUACAGAAUCCAACAAAUGGCCUGAAGAAAAAAGUGAAUUAAUUAAUUUCAAAAGUAACAUGAAAGAAUUAUGUAAUUUAAUUAUAAAUGUUGCAGCAUUAGUAGCACUUAAUUGUGAUCAGUACAUCAAAAAGAUAUACAGUGAUUACGAAGCUGGAUUUUUGGGAAGGAUAGUGAAUGAAUCCACAUGUACAAAAGCAAGAUUAUUACAUUAUUUUCCAUCAAAAUCUGAUAUAAAUGGCACGAACAACGAUGAUUGGUGCGGAGAGCAUUUAGAUCAUUCAUGUCUAACAGGUUUAACUUCCGCGCUUUUUAUAGAUGAAUCAGAGGGUAAAUCAACAAAUUUAACAUCUUCCCCAGAUCCAUCAGCAGGUUUAUACAUCAAAAAUCGAGACAACAAGACAAUUAAAGUCAAUAUACCAUCAAAUUGUUUAGCUUUUCAAUCAGGUUCAGCAUUAGAAGAAGUUUCAAAGGGGAAAUUCAAAGCUGUUCCACAUUUUGUUAAGGGGACCAGCCAACGAAAUAUUGCAAGAAAUACCCUAGCAGUAUUUUGUCAACCUAAUUUAAAUGAAAAAAUCAAUGACACUGAAAAUUUUGCUCAAUACUCUGAUAGGAUUUUGAAAGAAAAUCACUGA